AUGCUGCUGCCGGCCUGGGAAAGGCGUCUCUACGGGCUCCUCGCCGUGGGCUCUCACCUCUAUGCUUUCUACGAAGCGCACCAAGUGUCUCGAAAGUAUGAAGCUGCGAUGGACAGAAAGUUUGGGCUGGAACCAGGGAUUCUCUUUCAGGGCCUCAAAAAGGACCCCAUGGACUUUGAAUGGAGCUACUGGAUAGAAUGGGGAAGGGAACGUAUACUGUGGCUUCUGGCUGGUCACCUGCUGGUAUCACAAGUGUCCAGGCUCUUGGUGGAGAAGUAUAAACCAUGGUGCUUGAUGGUUUAUGGAAUGGCUGCCUGCUGGUUGUUACUGGGAAUCAAGGGCUUUGCUGUCAUUUUGUUACAUGCAACUAUUUCAUUUGCUGUGGCUCAGUUUCAGCUGUCACUUCUGACAUGGUUGUGCUCCCUUAUCCUGCUAUCCACUUUACGCAUACCAGCUGUGGAAGAAGCCAAGAGGAAGUGGUACGACACCGAAAACGAGUAUUACCUGCUGCUCUUCACUGUGUCUGUCCGCUGCCUUUUCUGCACUAGCUUCAGCCUGGAGUACUGCUGGCAUGGACCUGCCCAGAAGUCAUCCCACUCAUUCCUGUGGAUGCUGGCAUACGUGUUUUAUUAUCCCACAUUCCACAAUGGGCCCCUUAUGAACUUUGAUGAAUUCAGUAAGCAGAUGAGGAGACAAGAAGCCUUCAGUUUGAAGACCAAUCUCAGCAUCUUAAUCGUGGGCAUAAUUCGUAUUUUCUUUUGGUGGUUCCUGGCUGAGCUGAUGAUUCACCUCAUGUAUAUCCAUGCUCUCUACAGCAGUGCCCCACCUUUGGAAGCUGCAUCAUACUGGGCCUUGGGUGGCCUGGCUUUAGCUCAAGUACUGUUUUUUUAUGUGAAAUACCUUGUUCUGUAUGGUGUUCCUGCCCUCCUCCUUCAAAUGGAUGGUCUCAAACCUCCAGCUCUGCCUUGCUGUGUGAGCCUGAUGCACAGUUUCACUAAAAUGUGGAGAAGUUUUGAUGUCGGGCUACAUCGCUUUCUGGUCAGGUACAUUUAUGUUCCGAUGGGAGGAUCUCAGUCCAGUCUGCUGGGAACGCUCUUUUCCACAGCCCUCACUUUUGCCUUUGUAAGCUAUUGGCACGGAGGACAGAGUUAUCUGUGGUACUGGGGCGCACUUAAUUGGCUUGGAGUAAUUGUGGAAAAUGGCGUCAAGAGGAUACUUUCUGUUUCAGUUAUUCAAGAUUUAAUUGAGCGUUUCUUCUCACCAAGAAUUCGUCGUCGACUUCAUGCUGUCCUAGCAUCUGUUAGCACUUCAAUGUUGAUUUUAUCAAAUCUAAUAUUUCUUGGAGGAAAUCACGUUGGAAAAAUCUACUGGAACAGGAUCUUUGUGGAAGUGGAUCUGUUACCAAACCUUCUGACUAUUGAGGACAAGGUUUGA
This is a messenger RNA of Pygoscelis adeliae (Adelie penguin), 1434 nucleotides long. It is a transcript of the gene HHAT, whose product is annotated as hedgehog acyltransferase. Gene Ontology annotation, molecular function: palmitoyltransferase activity. The coding region runs from base 1 to 1434 and encodes 477 amino acids. Gene Ontology annotation, biological process: protein palmitoylation. The record is from RefSeq and is a predicted model, not a curated record. The transcript is spliced from 11 exons. Gene Ontology annotation, cellular component: endoplasmic reticulum. NCBI's taxonomy places the organism in Eukaryota, Metazoa, Chordata, Aves, Sphenisciformes, Spheniscidae.